CCCCCUCCCGGCCGCCCCGGCGGCAGCAUGGAGCGGUCCGAGGCCUACGGCUUCUCGGCGGUCUUGAGCGGCGCGUUCCUGCUGUCGUGCCUGGUCUUCGCGGCCGUCAACCGCGGGCAGCGCGGGCCCUACAUGGACGAGGCGUUCCACGUCCCUCAGGCACAGGCUUACUGCCAGGGCCGCUUCUUGCAGUGGGACCCUAUGAUUACUACACUGCCAGGCUUGUACCUGGUGUCGGUGGGAAUAGUGAAGCCCGUGGCGUGGCUCUGUGGAUGGACGGGAAGCGUGGUGUGCUCUACAGGGAUGCUCAGGUUUAUUAACCUCCUUUUCAGUGCUGGGAACUUCUAUUUAUUGUAUUUACUUCUGUCCAAGAUCCAUCAGAAGAAUAAGGCUGUGUCUGGUUUCCAGAGAAUCUUGUCUACAUUAACACUUGCAAUGUUUCCCACCCUUUACUUUUUUACAUUCCUUUAUUAUACGGAUCCAGGAUCAGUAUUUUUUACUCUUUUUGCCUAUUUAAUGUGCCUUUAUGGUAACCAUAAAACUUCAGCUCUCCUUGGAUUUUGUGGCUUCAUGUUUCGUCAGACGAAUAUUGUGUGGACAGUUUUUUGUGCUGGAAAUGUUGUUGCAGAGAAGCUAAAUGAAGCCUGGAAGACAGAGUUACAGAAAAAGAAAGAUGAAAAGAUUUCUUCCAGGAAAGAAUCAUUUUCAGAUUUGAUGAGAAUAUUGCAGUUUCUUAUCAAAUAUCUCACAUCACCUAAAAACUUAGUUACACUUACUGCUUUAACUUGGCCAUACAUCGUAUUAGUCACUGGGUUCUUUGUCUUUGUCUUCAUCAAUGGUGGAAUAGUUGUUGGUGACAGAAGUAGCCAUGAAGCCUGUUUGCACUUUCCUCAGCUGUUCUAUUUUCUGUCCUUUACUGUCUUUUUUUCAUUCUCUCAUUUAUUGACCCCUUCUAAAAUCAGGAAAUUCCUUCUGUCAUUACGAAAGCACCCUAUGCAGUACAGCUUAAUCACUGCCAUCUCUUUAUUCCUGAUCUGGAAAUUUACCUAUGUUCAUAAGUAUUUACUAGCAGAUAACAGACAUUAUACAUUUUAUGUCUGGAGAAAAGUCUUCCAAAGACACGAGCUGGUAAAAUAUGUAUUGGUUCCAGUCUAUAUAUUUUCUUGCUGGAGUUUUGUUGAUACACUAAAAUCAAAAUCUAUAUUCUGGAUCUUAAUGUAUUUUGUAUGUUUAUUAGCAGUCACAGUUCCUCAAAAAUUGCUGGAAUUUCGUUACUUUAUUUUGCCAUUCUUAAUAUACAGACUCAAUAUUCCAUUUCCAUCUCUAUAUAGACAACUGCUGGAGUUGGCUUUUUAUAUUGCUGUGAAUGCCAUAACUUUAUAUAUUUUUCUAAACAAAACAUUCCAAUGGCCAAAUAGUGAUGAAAUUCAGAGGUUUAUGUGGUGAUUUUUUUUUGUUUGUUUGUUUUUUUAAUAGCUUCAUGCUGUUAGGAAAACCCAGUUCUGUUUCAGGUCUGUGGACUCUGAAAUGAAGUAAUAUGUUUUUCAUUAUGUAAAGACUUCUUUCCCCAGUUGGAAUUGGGGAAGUAAGGUAUUUGCUUAUACUCUUGCAGCUGAAUGUGAGAUCUGAUAUGUUGUAAUGUGAAGGUAUUCCAUAUAUUGAAUUUAUGAGCUCCUGGAAUUAAAAAAUUCAAUAUGAAGGGGAAUUUGAGCACACCUUUCUGUAAUUUAUGUGAAAUAAGAGAGAUGUUUAUGGUGAUUUUUCAUUAUAAUAGAAUACUAUAUAACGUUUUCUUGAGGAUAUGACAGUUUGUAUGUUUCAGAGGUUUCUCUUUAAAACAAAGUAUAUCAAUGUUUAACAUUUUUGUUACCUCUGGGUGCAUAUUUACUGCUUGGAUCAGGCCAUUUCCAUCUGGGUUUGCUGGCAGCCAAGGUAUGAACCACUACUAAAGUAUAAUGUUUUCAAAACCUCCUACAUGCCACUGAAUUGUCAUGAUUUUUUUUUGUCGACAAAUGCUUACAUGAGUUUUGCAAACAGAAUGUAGGCUCUUAAAUCAUUAAAGCAUUUUGAAAAUUUUAUUUCAAACUGAUAUUUAGAAAACACAGUGGAGGCUGUGUGCAUGUACCCUCUUCGGGGGAAUAAAUGUUAUUGUACAACAAAAGAUAAAUUGCAGUUGAUAAUGUGACCUAUUAGGAGGGAAGUAAUUUAUAUAUGUCAGAAUGAAGUACGUCGUUACACAGUGGAAUGCAGUCUAAUGAAUGCCCUUUUAAAUAAUCAAGCUUUUAUGUCCUGAGGUUCUGUGUUCACAGGUUUGUACUGAUGUAGGAUAUGAGUGCACUCCCCAGUUGAACUGAGCGUUUCUAAGAUCUUUGACAUGUAAUCUUAAAGAAAUACUAAUGGCAUUACUGCAUUGUUCUUUUAAAUGUUUUUCAUGUAUAUACAGAUCUAAUGGAACUAGGGAAUAUAUAUUUUGUAUUACAGAGGUAAAAUACAGUGCGUGUAUGUAUAUAUUUUUAAAAGCAUCUAGUAUAUUAUCUUGAGAAUAAAAGAAGGCUGUAAUGGUUCCUGGCAGUAAAUGACUUUAAUUAGGCUCAAAAAUAUUUGAUUGCUUAAAGUUAACUAUUAAGCCGUUUUAUAAAUAUGACUAAACCAUGUGGCAGGGGAGGGGAUCCAAAACUUCACAUGCUGUGCAGCAUUUUUAAAUUCUUUCUUGUUCUGUAAUGAAAAGACUGCUGACAAAUGCAUGCAAACAUAUCAUACUAUUGCCAUGCCAGUCACUCUGAAAUGGAAUUAUUUCUCAAAAGGUCAGUACUGUGGAGUUAUUUACUCAAAUUAGUACUGUCAUGUUUUUUUUUCUUUUCUUUAUGCAGAUCAAUGUCCCAGCUCUGAUUCCUUCCUGUACUAACACUAUGAAGAGUGUGGUUAACUCAGGUUCUCCUGUCCAAUGUCUUUGCAGCCUGCUUCUUCCAAGGAAACCUUAAAACCACUCUUCAAUGAGUAGGUUUAUUUGUAUUGAAUUUAAGAUGUUUGCUUCUUGGUCACUGUUUGCUUCUUGGCCUGUAGCCAGAUUGUUAAUUUGUUGAUAAUGUGUGUACCAUAGGGAGAGCCAUUUUUGAUCACUCUCUAUUUGAUUCAUCAAGUUGAAGGGACAAGAGAAACCUGAAAUGGGAUACUUCUGGAGGACCCAGCGUAGUUCUUGAGGGGUCCAGAAUAUUGUCUUGUGUUGUAAUUUCAGUAUGACAGUUUUGGGAGGGGAAGUCUUGCAUGCCUUCUGCUUCCAAUUUGGUUUUUGUAUGCCAUGCCAGGAAAAAUGUAAGCAAGGUAGAGAGCAUGUGCAUUUUUCAGUACAACUUCAUUUGUGUCCUGGAAUAUUAGUACUGAGCGAAUUGGAAUGAUAAAAUGGGAAGGGAUGGGCAUCUGCUUAGAACUGUGAAUUAUCUUCUAGAUCUGUUUUCUUUUUUGGCUUUAUGAAGGGGAGCAGAUGUUCAUACACUUCAUAAGAUUUAAAAAUUCCUGUGCUUACACAGUCCACAGGUGUUGUGUUUUGUCCAGCAUGUCUUUUGAUACUGGUGUCUGAAUGCCUUCAAUUAUUAACAGUGUUAUGAGACAGUAUUUAUGCUUUCUCCUUAUUCUUAACAGAGAUAACAGCCAUGUUUCAAGUGGAAAGAAUCGAGUUUAAAUAUGUAAAACUUUAAUGCAUUUAUUUUGUAAAGAAAAGCAAAUACAAAAAGCUCCCAGAUUUAGAGCACAGUGCCUUUCUGAUGAACUCCGCAUCACAAGGUGCUAGAACAAUUACAUGUAGAGAGAUGUUUGUGAACUGUUGGGGUUUUUUUAAAUCAAUAUUAUGCUGUAAUAGUUUAUCGUGGGAUUUAUGUAUUUUGAUUUAGGAGUACAAUUAUUCUCAACAUAUUAAUAAAGCUAAUUUAAAAGCAAGCUGAGUUGCUAUAAGCUUAAAUUAAAGUGGAAAGUCCAUGAAUUAAUGUCCUAAAACAUGAGAGGAGAAUUUAUUUUUAGAGUAAAGGUAUGUUUUCACUUUUGGUGAUGAACCACAGCGACUUUGCAGGAAAUAUUCAAUGUUAGCUUGAUUCAGUCUCAGAAAUCAAGAUAAUUGUAAUUAUAUCAUUAUUAGUCAUAAAGAAAGGGCUCCUAAUUCCAUCAACAUCUCUUAGAAACUUGAGAAAUAUCAGUAGCAGUGUUUAAAACUAGGUGUAAGAAUUAGUUAAACAUCCUUUAAAAUGAUGGAGCAAGUAUCAUAGAUAAUAGGAAGGAAUUCUUCACUAUAAGGGUGCUGAGGCGCUGGCACAGGUUGCCCAGAGAAGCUGUGGCUGCCCCAUCCCUGGCAGUGCUCAAGGCCAGGUUGGACACAGGGGCUUGGAGCAACCUGCUCUAGUGGAAGGUGUCCCUGCCGGGGGCAGGGGGUUGGAACUGGGUCAGCUUUAAGGUCCCUUCCAACCCAGUGUGAUUCUAUGAUCUUUUGGAAAAUGGAUUUUAAUACUUUGCUCUGGAAAUAUUUCCGUUGUGUUUGUUCAUAGUUUAUUCUUCUCAAAGGCUUGCAGAAAGGACUGUGUUUAUCCUGGGUUAGGUUGCCAAGGUCUUGUGGUUUCAGUGGAACCGUAAUUGCUUACUUUAGGUUAAUUCCUCAGCAGAUGUCAGGUGGCAAUGAAAUUACUUACAACAGCAUUAAAAUGAUAAUUUAUUGUAAAUUUUAUGAAUCAGCUAUCCAUUUAGAAAAAAAAUUGCACUAAUUUGUUGAAAUGUCCAAGAUGAAACCAAAAAUAGCAUAGCCAACCUUUUUAUAAUCACUGUUUAAAAAUAAAGGCUCAGGUUCAGUUUUUCUUGGACAGAAAGGUGGUAAUUUUUAAUAACUGUCAUAAUAAUAAAGAGCUGAAUAGCCACAGCAUGGCUGAAUUAUUUUGAGGUGGGAAAAAACCACCACAAAUAAUUGAACACAUUGGUUUUUUUUAUUUUAGUUAAAAAUCCGUUGUUAUUUGGGAAGAUAGGAAGUCUGCUUGAUAAUCCUGUAUGCUGUGAACUGUAUUUUCUGUUAUUCAUGAGCAUUCUGUGUUUCGUUCCUUUAAAGUUCUUUGGCAACAUGCGUUCGUGUUCAAGAUUAGGAUAAAUUUUACACAGAAGCAACAUGUACAUGCUGAAAUAUUUUUCUAUCAUCUGUUACUUUUCUUGUGAGUAGAUAAAUCAGAUGAAUUGUUUAGAAUAUUGUAGUAAAACAUAUUCUGUAGUCUCUGUGGACAGAGUUGCUAUUUGUCCUGUUAAUGCAGAUCUGACCGUUUUGUUUUCACAAGGUGGCAGUCUUGUGCCAUCUUGUCGAGGUGACCAACUGGUCAAUGCAAAGCUGCUUGAAAUCAUAACGUCAGGGGUGAUUUCAAGAGAUAGUCAGCAAGACUUUCUGAGAAAAUAGUUUUCUUUAAGUUUUCUUAGAAAUCUUCAAGUUCUCUCAUGGCUGAUUGCUUGGUUUAGUACCUGGUAUAGCUAAAAUAUCAUUGUAUUUAAUUUGAAAUAUACAUCAUACAUUAAGUUUUAGGAGAAGAGCAAGUUUUGCUCAUCUUUAAAGUUUCCUAUUUUGACUUUUUUGGUAUUUGUGGAAAUUUCAUGUCUGGUCUGAGCGAACAAAAUGAAACUUGAAAGCUUACCGUUGACGUGGCGUCACUGUUUAAACAGUGUAGUUGCUUAGAAAAUUAGCAGAUUUCCUUCUGCUGUUUGAUUAUUAAAUUUCACAGCAUUCUUAUUUUCUUCACAUACUCAUUCUAUUGAUUGCUGUCUAAAAAGAAAAAAAAUUGGAGGACAAAUUGAGGAAAGCAGAGUAAUUAUACUUCUGAGACAGACACAUGGUGAUUUUCUGAAAUAAUCUUUUUAGUUGGAUGUUGCACAUACAAAAUAUAAAUGCUCCGAUGUCUGUUGGCCCUAUAGUAGUUGACAUCCUGCAUUUUAAAUGUGUCAUCUAGUUUUUGUGAAAUGAAAAAGGGCAAAGCCAGAGUCUGUGAAAAUUACUGCUUCCAAUUAUCUCCAAUUCUUUGACUAUAUCACUGUCCUAUUUUUUCUUUCCCCUGAAAUACUUUGCUCUCCUUGCUUAUCUCAUGUUAGAUAGGAUGUUGGGUUUAUUUUUGACUCAGUGGAGUUUGUAUGUCAGCUGAGGCAUCUUUAUGGGAAAACAUCCUUCUUAAAAGAAUGCUUUAGAUGGAUGCAGAUAAUUGGUUUUACUAAGAAGCAUCAUUUUGCAAACAAAAAGAAUCUCUCCAUGAGAGAUUGCACCUAGCUAGUGGUGUGUAGCUAAAAUGCCCUUAAUUUGCAAGUUUUUGUGCUUAAUCUCAGAAUAUGCUCAGGACCUCAUGCUGUUCCUUCCAAUUCAAGGAUAGUUGGGAUAUGAGGUGCAGGAAGCAAGAGGAAAAAGAUUUGUACAGAUGGUUGCCAUUGCAGUGCUGCCGUAGCUAGGACUGCGCAACACUACCAGGAGCAGAAAUGAGUGGGGUGCUUUUGGGGGUUUUGGGGCACUGCUGUAUUUAGCAGUGCACUGUGACUUGCUAAAGUGUGUGGUGAUAUGGGACAGUUGUUUGACAUAUACGAGUGGUAAUGUCUUCUCCAGCUGAAAGGAGAAGCUGCUUGUUGCUAGAGCUGACCCUGAAAACUUGGGAGCUAAUUGUUUUAUUGACAGAUGUUUUGGUACUUACCUGUGGAUCUGUAAAUAAAAACUGUUCUUUACUGUGUUCAAGAAAUGUUGUGAAGUUCAAUUUACUUGGAUUACAACCGGGUGUCAGGAACAGGGAGGGAGUUCCUUCCAUUUUCACAUUGUUAGUUGCCCAGAUACUCCAGUGUUCUUAUAAAGCAAAAAUUGUUGUAUCUUAAGAAAUAAACACUUUUAAAACAA
Strigops habroptila (Kakapo) is the source of this 6880-nucleotide messenger RNA. Its product is annotated as putative Dol-P-Glc:Glc(2)Man(9)GlcNAc(2)-PP-Dol alpha-1,2-glucosyltransferase. The coding region runs from base 28 to 1446 and encodes 472 amino acids. Gene Ontology annotation, cellular component: endoplasmic reticulum. Gene Ontology annotation, molecular function: dolichyl pyrophosphate Glc2Man9GlcNAc2 alpha-1,2-glucosyltransferase activity. Gene Ontology annotation, biological process: protein N-linked glycosylation; dolichol-linked oligosaccharide biosynthetic process. Lineage: Eukaryota; Metazoa; Chordata; Aves; Psittaciformes; Psittacidae. The transcript is spliced from 3 exons. The record is from RefSeq and is a predicted model, not a curated record.